Molecule: messenger RNA, 1050 nt
Organism: Phytomonas sp. EM1
Lineage: Eukaryota; Euglenozoa; Kinetoplastea; Trypanosomatida; Trypanosomatidae
Source: the annotation of a GenBank genome assembly
CUACAAAAAACAACAACAUCAGUAGGAGGGAAGAGAAGGUGUGCACCAAGUGAGUCAAAAAGAUGCUAUAAGGUUGGUUCUACUCUAUCCUCAUUGGUCAUAUUCGGUUCAAUCAUGCGGCACACACUGAGGACUUCCCAAUACUUCCACCUCCCUGUGAUAAAGCCGCGAUCAUCAACCUUCCUUUGUUCCCGUCAACUUUACCCCCGAAAAUUGUCUUGCCGAGUAGCUUCUCAUGGGGGUCUUCUUAGAGUGGUUAGUCGUGAGGGCGAUGUCGCCCCUCUUUUUCUAAGCCACGUUUUCACUUCCUUGCGGUGUAAAGGUUAUAACUUUUACAUCAACCUGGAGGACCCCGAGGAUACACGACGCAGCGUGGAGGAGGAUUUGGAGCGACUCGCGGAGGAAAACCGCACCGACACCACCGCCUACCUUCACAGUCUUCUGAACCUCGCCCUUAGUCAUUACCAAAGCCAGGAUUACAUUAAGGCUCGUAAGGUGGCGGAGUACACCCACGAGCGCGCUUUUCGCCACAAUCGACGGUCUUCGUUUAUUUUUUUGACCGCGAAGACGUGCUCGCGAUGUGCGUCCGCGCUCGCGGACGAAUACGAGGCUCAUCUAAGAAAGAUGGAGUCCCACGCGGAGAUCUCCGCCGCGCUCGCACCGAAACCCUCCGUUGUGUUCAGUGCUCGCCGGACGAUUGAGAAGUUACGGCAGGAUGCCGUCCGGUUUGAUGGAAUCGCCACGCGGGUGUACAAUCGUCCGGAUCUCGCGUUUAUGCGUGGUGACGAAAGGGGAAAAGGAGGGGAGGGUUUUGAGGGUGGGAAGGAAUCCAGCGGUUCUGCAGCAACGAAAAAGGGAGGCUCUUGCAACGAUCGACGCCGCACGUGGUCGGAAGAUGCGUGUGCGGUGGAUGAGGAGUUCGAGGCGCCGUAUGGUCCGAGAUGGCAGGAGCGACGAAAGCGGCCGGAGCACGUCGAGCUCCGGCGUUACUAUCAGAAGCAGCAGCCGCAAGACGCCCAGGAUGGUGGCUCGUGGAAAAUUCCAAAGUGA